AUCACGGCAAUACUCAAUAUUUUCAGUGUUACGAUAGAAAAGAAAGUCGGCUAACCUGCAUGCAAUCGAAUGCUUUGAAUAAGCUUUACAGUGAUUACCCGAUAAGAUACCUCGAUGGUUUCCGGUCCCUAACCAGCUCAAUCAAGAAAGUUAAUCGCAUAUAUCCAAAAUGCAAACAAACUAUAUCCAGUACCGUGCCCAAGCCUGUGCGAUAAAUGUUAUCCUGCUCUUAAUCCUGAUGAGUCAACAAUGCCAUCCCCAGAGGGUGGAGGUGCCAGCUGAAGUAAUCGUUGAUCCCAAAUUCAGUUCCCCAAUUGUGAAUAUGACAGCGCCCGUGGGACGUGAUGCCUUCCUAACGUGCGUCGUCCAGGACUUGGGUCCUUACAAGGUGGCGUGGCUUCGGGUGGACACCCAAACGAUCCUCACCAUACAAAACCAUGUUAUAACCAAGAACCAGCGAAUUGGCAUCGCCAACUCAGAGCACAAGACCUGGACAAUGCGCAUUAAGGAUAUUAAAGAGUCGGACAAAGGCUGGUACAUGUGCCAAAUCAACACGGACCCGAUGAAAAGCCAAAUGGGCUACCUUGAUGUUGUGGUACCGCCGGAUAUCCUAGAUUAUCCUACGAGCACGGACAUGGUCGUUCGCGAGGGCAGUAACGUGACGCUCAAAUGCGCUGCUACCGGUUCGCCAGAGCCGACAAUUACAUGGCGACGUGAAAGUGGAGUGCCCAUCGAGCUGGCCAGCGGAGAGGAGGUGAUGAGUGUCGAAGGAACUGACCUAGUAAUACCCAACAUCCGACGCCACCAUAUGGGUGCCUACCUGUGCAUUGCCUCCAACGGAGUUCCGCCCUCGGUGAGCAAGCGGAUAACCCUUGUCGUGCACUUCCCACCGAUGAUCACUGUGCAGAACCAACUGAUUGGAGCCGUGGAGGGGAAGGGAGUCACUUUGGACUGCGAGUCGGAGGCCUAUCCCAAGUCCAUCAAUUACUGGACCAGGGAACGCGGGGAGAUCGUGCCACCAGGUGGCAAGUACUCCGCCAAUGUCACGGAAAUGGGGGGCUAUCGCAAUUCGAUGCGGCUCCAUAUAAAUCCCCUUACCCAGGCCGAGUUCGGCUCGUACCGCUGCGUGGCGAAGAACUCCCUGGGCGACACGGAUGGCACAAUUAAGCUGUACAGAAUACCCCCGAACGCCGUUAACUAUGUGGAGAACUUUGAGGCGCGGCACAAAGGCAAGAAGCGGACGAAAGGCUCCGAGGCGCAUCAUCCGGCCAGGGCGCAGGAGCACAGCGGCGAGGACAUGGAAAAUCCGGGAAAAAGAAAAGCCGAUUUGAGUCUGAGUUCGGAGAGCAUUGACAGCAUUUACGGAUCGUCCGCAGCCGGGACUCGGCGGCAGGACCUCGGCGGACUGUUACUUCUGCCAGUGGCAGUGGCAGUGGCACUGGCAAUGGCACUGGCACUUUCGUCGGCGGAAGGGCUGCGGACAACUCAGAUGACACCGCCGCCGCAAACACUGACGCAUGUUUGACACAGACGCCGAGUUGACAUGGACAUGGAGUCAGUGCUAAAUCUGAGCUUGCAGCAGGAGAUGGAGCUGCAGCAGAAACUACGGUCUGCGGCAGUGGUAGUGGCUGUGCCAGUGGCAGUGCAAUGAUGAUUGAGUUCGCCAAUGCCAAACGCUGCUUGGUACUGAUUUAUGGCUCGUUGUGGCUGCUUUUAGUUAAAGUUUGUCAACGCGGAAUUACAUAUAUCAAGUCCACGAUGCGGAGCGAGUUAAGGCGCAUCUGUAGCAAGUAAGUAAACCAGGCUUCCUAGCUCCCAGUCGCGCUGUUGGAUUCUAGUGGAGGUUCAAGUUUAGCCGCCAGUGCAACCUUUGUAAAGUAUCGCAGAUCGCAAAUCGAGAACGGCACAUGUAUAUAGACGUAUUGCAAUAUUGGUUUUUGUAUAACUCUAGCAGGUAAAUGAGGUGGAGUUGGCAGGUUAGCAAGGGGCUAUGUAUUAUAAAGUUUGUAUAAACCGGAUGUGGGCAGUAAGAGGUAAAUAUCGCAACCUUUACUUUCCAAAGAGUUGGUGAAAGUCUUCGAUAAAGGAAACAGGAAAAUAUGCAAAACUAAAAACGCAGUUAAAGGAGUAUAUAGGAAAAGCUACCCGAUUCGAUAUACAAAGAUAUUUCGGAGAACUACAGACAGAAGUAAAUAUCCGCCAAAAGCUGAACAGCUUUAAUGUAAAAAAUCAAGAUUAUAUAUUUAUUAGCUCAGCAGCUGGCUGUGUUUCUCAAAACUUUAACCAUCAAUAAAUCUUCACUUUUAAUUUCGUUCAUUGCCUCGCUUCAUUGCUUCACUCCUGAAAUAUUAAACAGCAAUUAGCAAUUCCAAUGUUUAACGAUAUUCAACUUCAUUAACGAAUACAUAUCAUUUACUGAACUUUCUGAAAUUAACGAAAACUGAAUACCUUUCUUUCGGGUUUAGUUUCAACCAACAAUCAAUAUAAAUAAACAAAAGCAAAACUAAUAUGCAUUUCAGUUGUUUAAACUCUAUGCAGGCGGUAAAUUUAAUGCGCGAAUUAAUUCCACGAUUAAGUGCGGAUAAAGCUCCAUUUAAUAUAGCUAAAUGUAUAUGAAACAGACAAAUGAAAUUGUUAAAAAAGCAAACUAUAUCCGUUAUGUUUAUAUCGCUAUUAAAUACACAUACAUACACUAACACCAACUUAUCAACUAACCAUAUUAACGAGUAUCUGUAAGCAUCACAUGUACAUGGCAGUGUAAGCAAACGGAAGAGGCGACAGGAAUAUUUAUAAAAUGAAUAAAAGUUUAACAUUAAUG
Messenger RNA from Drosophila eugracilis, 2818 nucleotides. RefSeq names its product limbic system-associated membrane protein (gene DIP-eta). Lineage: Eukaryota; Metazoa; Arthropoda; Insecta; Diptera; Drosophilidae. The coding region runs from base 170 to 1525 and encodes 451 amino acids. The record is from RefSeq and is a predicted model, not a curated record. Gene Ontology annotation, cellular component: neuron projection. The transcript has 12 exons.